AUGGCUCUAUCACUCGGGAAGAUCACCAUUCUCCUUGGUGCAGGUCUUGUUGGUUCAGCAAUUGCUAAAAAAGGAAGAUCUGAUCAUACUCCAACCGUUAAAAACCCACAAAAUGAUGCUUUAUGUGCUCAGGUUGAUAGCCUUUGGCAGGAAAUAGAAUUUCUAAUAAGAGAAAAAUCAAUCAUUUUUGUAAAUCCAAGUGGAUCAGGAAGGAAUCAUUACAAAGGCACAGAAAGUGAAAUGACAUUUUCUGGAAGGAAUCCUGAACUGCCGGGCUGCACUUCUUCUUUGCAGCUUUCUGAAAACCACCUAUGGCAGGUCCCCGCAUCAAUGGAAAGACAUUUGGUGGCCGGUGAUGAGCUAAAGAAUCCAAACCAACAGAUAUUGUACAAACUGUGA
Vicia faba (fava bean) is the source of this 399-nucleotide messenger RNA. NCBI's taxonomy places the organism in Eukaryota, Viridiplantae, Streptophyta, Magnoliopsida, Fabales, Fabaceae. The record is from the annotation of a GenBank genome assembly.